AGUCACCGCUGCUGUCUCUGCCCCACUGAGAAGAUGACUGUGGGGAAGCGUGCGGGAGCCUCGGGCGGCGCUCGGAGCCUUCAGGUAUUUCCCCCCAAAUCCUCCUCAGACACAGAGGCAGAAGAGGAGCUGUCUGGGGAUGGGCUGUUUUUGCCUAGGGCUGGCAAACUUGAUGAGUUCCUCAGCCUGGAGGAGACAGAUUCUACUUCUGCUGACUCAACUGGGAGCUUUUAUGAGACCCUGCAAGCACUGACGCAGAAAGCCAGGUGGUGCCUGUCAGAAUCCCUUCAUCAGUCUGACCCAGACAGUGAUGAGAGCCUCUCUGAAGAUGCUGAGGACCUGGAGAGUUUCUUCCAGAACAAAGGCAGGGGGAAGCCGCAGGUCCAGUACCCACCAUCGCCAAGGAGUGGCUACACAAGGCGCUGCAGCUCCCUGAGCAACCUACCCUCCGACAUUCCCAAGGUUCAGUCCCAGCCACCCACAGGCUCCCGGCCUCCUUCCCAGCACAGAAGUCUCAGCUCCUGGGCAUCCUCCAUCACUGUUCCUCAGCCGUUCCGGAUGACGGUGCGUGAGGCCCAGAAAAAGGCCCAGUGGCUGGCCUCACCUGCCUCCUUCGAGCUGGAGAGGCAGCAGGCCCAGAGGCAGGGCCAGGAGGAGGCCGAGUGCCACCGGCAGUUCCGAGCACAGCCCGUGCCUGCGCAUGUCUACCUGCCCCUCUACCAGGAAAUCAUGGCGCGCAAUGAGGCCCGAAGGCAGGCCGGGAUCCAGAAGAGGAAAGAACUGCUCCUCUCGUCUUUCAAACCCUUCAGCUUCCUGGAGAAGGAGGAGCAACGGAAGGAAGCCGCUCAACGGAGGGAACUGGCCGCCAGUGCUAAGGCCAAGGCCUCCAAGCAGACUGCCGCUAGAAGGAUCCCCAAGUCCAUUCUGGAGCCAGCUCUCGGGGACAAACUCCAGGAAGCUGAGCUCUUCAGGAAAAUUCGCAUCCAAAUGAGAGCCAUGGACAUGCUCAAGAUGGCCUCCUCCCCCGUCAUCUCCUCCAGUUCCAGGGCUGACCCACAGCUCCGCACAGCCACCCGAACCUGGCAGGAAAAGCUUGGGUUUCUGCAGACUGACUUUGGAUUCCAGCCUCGGGUGAAUCCUGCUGUCCCUGACUAUGAGGGCCUUUACAAGGCCUUCCAGAGAAGAGCUGCAAAGAGAAGGGACACCCGAGAGGGGACUCGCAGCAAGCCCUUCUUGCUGAGAACCGCCAGCCUGUGUCACACUCGGCGGCCCUGUGAUGCUGCUGCCACUGGAGGGAGGAAGGACUCUCCACAGCCACCUGCUGCUCCCCGGCCAAGGAGUCAUUCUCUGAGUGGCCUUGCUUCCCUCUCUGCCAACACCCUACCUGUGCACAUCACAGAUGCCACCAGGAAGAGGGAAUCUGCAGUCAGAAGUUCACUUGAAAAAAAGAACAAAGCACAUGAGAGUACUCAGUGGUUGGAGAUGCAUAAAAAGAAGUGUCAAGCAAUGUCCAAAUCCGUGACCUUGCGUGCAAAAGCCAUGGAUCCCCACAAAAGCCUGGAGGAGGUAUUCAAAGCAAAGUUGAAAGAAAACCGGAACAAUGACCAUAAAAGAGCAAAAGAGUAUAAGAAAGAAUUGGAAGAAAUGAAAAAGAGAAUACAAAUGAGGCCGUAUCUCUUCGAACAAGUUACAAAGGACCUUGCCAGGAAAGAAGCAGAACAAAGGUAUCAAGACACCCUGAAGCAGGCCGGGCUGGAUGAAGACUUUGUGAGGAACAAGGUCCAGGGCACCAGGGCUGCACAGUGGAAGGCGCAGUUAGACGUGCAUGAUCGUCCCAGCACCCAUGAAACUACAAAACUCGGCAUCAGAAAUCCACAGCAGGAUUUAGAAGAACCUCUAGAGCAGCCUACCAGCCCCAAGAAAGAGCAGGAGGAGCCGUCUUAUGAACUGCUAGAUAAUCUCGAAUCACCUGCCUAACCAG
Myotis lucifugus (little brown bat) is the source of this 1981-nucleotide messenger RNA. It is a transcript of the gene FAM161B, whose product is annotated as family with sequence similarity 161 member B. Bases 34 to 1977 code for a protein of 647 amino acids. Gene Ontology annotation, cellular component: cilium. The transcript has 9 exons. Lineage: Eukaryota; Metazoa; Chordata; Mammalia; Chiroptera; Vespertilionidae. The record is from RefSeq and is a predicted model, not a curated record. Gene Ontology annotation, biological process: cilium organization.